Molecule: messenger RNA, 1086 nt
Organism: Colossoma macropomum (tambaqui)
Lineage: Eukaryota; Metazoa; Chordata; Actinopteri; Characiformes; Serrasalmidae
Product: trace amine-associated receptor 1-like
Exons: 3
Coding region: 1-1086 (361 amino acids)
Biological process (GO): G protein-coupled receptor signaling pathway
Cellular component (GO): membrane
Molecular function (GO): trace-amine receptor activity
Source: RefSeq, a predicted model, not a curated record
AUGCCUCUCUCACAGCAGUCAGGGCCAGAGGCCUCUGGCCUGUCAGGCUCCAUUUCCCUGAUGGAGAUCACUGAGGUAGUUGGCAAGCUCCCCAGUGGCAAGGCACUGGGGGUGGAUGAGAUUCACCCAGAAAUGCUUAAGGCUCUGGAUGUUAUGAGGCUGUCAUGGCAGACACGCCUCUGCAAUGUCGCAUGGACGCCAGGAACAAGUGUCUAUCCACUGGCUGUGAGAAUUGUGUCUUAUUUUGCCAUUGGUGUCAUUGUGCUUCUUACACUAUUUGGAAAUCUUCUGGUGAUCAUAGCCAUAACUCAUUUCAAGCAGCUGCACACACCAACUAACUACCUCACUCUCUCUCUGGCUGUAGCUGACCUGCUUGUGGGAGGGCUUGUGAUGCCUCCUAGCAUGAUACGCUCUGUGGAGACUUGCUGGUAUUUGGGAAACUUAUUUUUUGAGCGAUAUUAUGCAGUAUGUCACCCCCUGCAAUACCACAGUAAAAUGACUCCUCUUACUACACUGUUCAUGAUCGCUGUUUGUUGGAGUGUUGCUGCUGUUGUGGGAACUACAUAUCCAGAGCUAAAUGUUGAAGGCAUAGAAGCUUACAGUGAUGUGUUUUGUGAGGGAGCCUGUGUGGUGGUUACAGGGCCCAUGAUAAGUUUAGCAGUUUCAUUGGUUUCUUUGUACUUUCCAAUUGUUGUCAUGUUAAGCAUAUAUUUGAAAAUAUAUCUUGUUGCACAGAGGCAAUCACGAUUAGUCAGCAAUACUCUCUCUCAAGUAAGUAAAUCCAGAGGUCAGCCCACUGUUAAUAAGACAGAGAGAAAAGCAACUAAAACAUUAGCCAUUGUCAUUGGAGGCUUUAUUUUAUUUUGGGCACCAUUUUCCAUCUAUAAUUUUAUUGUGUUAUUUUUUGGUUUUAGUGGUCCACCACAACUGUUUGAUGCACUUUGUUGGAUUGCUUAUUCAAAUUCAGCUUGUAAUCCUAUUAUAUAUGCAUUUUUCUAUAUGUGGUUUAGAAAAGCACUCAAACUUAUUUUAUUAGGCAAAAUUUUCAGGACCAAUUCCUCAAAAACAAAGCUGUGUUCAGAGUAG